AUGACCGCAUCAAUCUUGAGUUAAUUUCCCAGCCCUGGGAGGCAUCGUUGCUUUUGAUCCUAAUUUUUUUUUGGUUUUUUUGCCUGCGUUGUUUACCUUGGUUUUCUAUUUCUUUAUUCUGUAGUGUGGUUGAUCGCUGCUUGUGAUUCGAUCCCCUUCACCUUCCAUCCUUCCUCCAUCCCGCAAGUAAAUCGCCCCCUCAUCGCCACAGUAUCUCCGUUUUUUACCCCGGGUUGGUCGCAGUAAGUCAAGUGAAUGAUAUGAAGAAAUCAAGGGGAAAAGAAAGAACUAACCCCUCGCUUCUCUCGCUGGAAUAUAGAAAGGCACGUUCCUGUUCGAUCGACCACACAACCUAUCCUACCACGACCACUCUUGGAUUCCACAAGGGUAGAAAACAAGGCGCGAGGAAUUCCGGCUCCUUCGCUCGCUCAGAGCCCAGUCGUUUGUCUGCGGCGGGGGAAAGAAGAAUGGCUUCUUCAUUUAUCACCACCAUGUCUGUUCCCUUGAUUUCUGUUUCCUUUGUUGAUGACGCUGCCCCUCUUCCGAUGUCAUCAACGUCCGCAUCCUCCCCAAUACCCCCAGCUCUCGCCCCUUCUGCAUCCUACAACACCGUGCAUAAAUCCUAUGUCACCCUCUCAGAACCUCCGUCUUAUCUUUCGUCUGCUGUUUGCGCACUAAACCCAGGGUUCUGUGGACUAACUCCUCCCAGCAAUGCUCGGACACGAGCCCCCUUCAAGCCUCGUUCUACGGCCAAGGGGACUAGCAGCUAUCAACUCAGACAAUUCGCGGAGGCUACCCUCGGCAGUGGGAGCUUACGGAAGGCAGUGAGGCUUCCAGAGGGCGAAGAUAUCAACGAAUGGCUUGCUGUUAACGUUGUCGACUUCUACAACCAGAUCAAUCUUCUUUACGGAUCCAUCACCGAGUUUUGCUCCCCACAGACAUGUCCCGAAAUGAAGGCGACCGAUGAAUUCGAGUAUCUGUGGCAGGAUUCGGAGAAUUUCAAGCGGCCCACGAAGAUGUCUGCGCCCGAGUAUAUCGAACAUCUGAUGAGCUGGGUUCAGAGUAACGUCGACAACGAGCAGAUGUUUCCUAGUCGGCUGGGUGCUCCGUUCCCAAAAGCUUUCUCCAGUCUCGUCCGGCAGAUCUUCAAGAGAAUGUAUCGAGUGUAUGCGCACAUCUACUGCCACCACUAUCCCGUGAUUGUGCAUUUAGGCCUCGAGCCACACCUCAAUACCAGUUUCAAACACUACGUGUUAUUUAUCGAUGAGCAUCGGUUGGCAAGUGGAAAGGAUUUCUGGGGACCGUUAGGAGAUUUGGUGGACAGCAUGCUGCGCAGCGACUAAUCCGUGUAGCAAGGGACGAAGACGAAUGCACAAGAAUAAAUUGGCGUUAAGGUGUUAGGGAAGGAUAUUUCCAUGACGUGUCCGAGUCGAGAGGAGCAUGUCUUUUUAUGUUUUAUAAUGAUUUUUUAAAAAAGAGAAAUGAAAAUUUCCAUCACCAAC
Messenger RNA from Aspergillus ochraceoroseus IBT 24754, 1502 nucleotides. Its product is annotated as Mob1/phocein family protein. The transcript is spliced from 4 exons. Bases 261 to 1343 code for a protein of 360 amino acids. Gene Ontology annotation, molecular function: protein kinase activator activity. The record is from RefSeq and is a predicted model, not a curated record. Gene Ontology annotation, cellular component: cytoplasm; nucleus. NCBI's taxonomy places the organism in Eukaryota, Fungi, Ascomycota, Eurotiomycetes, Eurotiales, Aspergillaceae. Gene Ontology annotation, biological process: positive regulation of protein phosphorylation; cell division; signal transduction.